Molecule: messenger RNA, 883 nt
Organism: Ectocarpus sp. CCAP 1310/34
Lineage: Eukaryota; Phaeophyceae; Ectocarpales; Ectocarpaceae
Source: the annotation of a GenBank genome assembly
CGGGGAGACUCUACUCCUCCAUCUGUCCCACAUGGACGCGACGAGGCGGGCGGUGCUUAGUGGUACGGCAAUCAGCCACGCAUUCGACAACCUCCUCCGUCCUUUGGCCGACAACCUGAUAUGGAUGACCCGGAACAAGCUGGCCAAGAGAGCGCUGACCAACAACUACUUGAAAAAGCUGUUGCUUGACGCGUAUCUGGCCUUCGAAGCCCUCACCGACCACCCCUACGGCUUCUUCAGCUUCAUCGACGGGUAUUUUCCGCUUCUUUCGAGUUUUGACGGCUGCGCCAAGGUGGCGACCAACAUCUGCAUCGAGAAGUACCUGCAACAGCGCAUGCUGCAAGUGAUCGACAUGAGCCUUGAUGCGAUCUGGCUCGUCAUCAGCAUGCUGUCGCCGAUGGUGUUCGGAAUGCGGCUGCAGUUCUCACAAAACACGCCGGUGACUUUUUGCCCCCAAAACCGCAAGUCCAACAUCAUCGUGGUACCUGCUCGUGGACAUGCCCCGCGUAGCGGAGAUGCACAGGCUGCCGAUGGCCAAAAACUGAUGGAGCGUGUCCGGGAGAACAAGGAUGGCCUUGGACUGUCGGAGAUGUUGGAGGGCAUGUCGCUGGACGGGCUGAAAGACCUCUAUCGUUUGUGCUUUGGGCCGCGAGCGCCGGGAAAUAGCAGGUACCCCAACAGGGUGCUGUUGAUUGAGCUGUUCAAGACGGUGGAGAAGCUCUGGCGGGAGAGCAACCAUGGAAAGGAGGAUUGCUCGUCUGGGGUGGAGGGGGGGUACAGCCCGGACGGAGUCCAGACGUGCCAUAUGUUCAUGCUGCGGGCGGAGAGCCCCACAGACUUGGCCGUGCUCCUGUUGCACCACGUGGUGAGUGCCCCGUUGUAG